GUUACGCGCGGCCGGCACCGUGACGUAAGUUCCGGUCACGGCUGACUUCCGAGGCAGACGCGGAAGUGCAGGGAGGCACCGGGAGCCGGGUUCAGUUGCAGGAUUUCUGGCCCAGCCCUGCGCCUCGUGAAUGUUCUAGAGAGGUCGAUUCCUAGAGGCCCGCUUCCACCAGCCAAGACCACACAAAGCCGGCGCUAGGGGCCACUCCUCGUCCGAGGAGCUGAUGCCGGCCGCUCCCUGGAGCCCCCGUAGCGGGGCCGGACCAUGAGCCUGCUGGGCGGCCUGGCCUCCUCGCCGCGGGCCCCGCUGCAGUCCAGCAAGGCCAGGAUGAAAAAGCUCCCGAAGAAGAGCCAGAACGAGAAGUACCGGCUCAAGUACCUGCGGCUGCGCAAAGCGGCCAAAGCCACGGUGUUUGAAAAUGCUGCUAUUUGUGAUGAAAUUGCUCGUCUUGAGGAAAAAUUUCUUAAAGCUAAAGAAGAAAGACGGUACUUGCUAAAGAAGCUCCUCCAGCUCCAGGCUCUAACUGAAGGGGAAGCACAGGUUGCAGCUCCUUCCCACAGCUCCAGUUUUCCCCUGACUUACGGUGUGGCCAGCUCUGUGGGAACUAUCCAGGGAGCUGGGCCGAUUUCUGGGCCUAGCACUGGAGCUGAGGAACCAUUUGGGAAGAAAUCCAAGAAGGAGAAAAAAGAAAAAGGCAAAGAGAACAACAAACUGGAAGUUCUGAAGAAAACAUCCAAGAAAAAGAAAAUGGAGGCAGGUGCUCGCAAGCUGGUUCAGCCCAUUGCCCUGGAUCCCUCAGGACGGCCUGUGUUCCCCAUCGGACUGGGGGGUCUAACAGUAUAUAGCCUGGGGGAGAUCAUCACCGACCGACCUGGCUUCCAUGACGAGGGUGCCAUCUACCCUGUGGGCUACUGCAGUACUCGGGUAUACGCCAGCAUGAAGACCCCAGACCAGGAGUGUCUGUACACUUGUCAGAUCAAGGACGGUGGCACACAGCCUCAGUUUGAAGUUGUUCCUGAAGAUGAUCCCCAGAAUGCCAUUGUCAGCUCUUCUGCAGAUGCCUGUCAUGCAGAACUGCUCAGGACCAUAAGUGCUGCUAUGGGGAAACUAAUGCCUAGCAUGCAUCCAUCUGGAGCUGACUUUUUUGGGUUUUCUCAUCCAACCAUCCACAACCUGAUCCAGAGUUGUCCAGGAGCUCGAAAAUGCGUCAAUUACCAGUGGGUGAAGUUUGACGUGUGCAAACCUGGAGACAGUCUGCUGCCGCCCCAAGGACAGCUAGAGAAUGAUGCAGCUACAAGCUUUGAAGCCUUUCAGAGACAGACCUUCCAUAAAGAUCAUAAUGAUCCCAUUCUACAAGGAUCUUUGGACCUCCCAGAGCUUCAGCCUACAGCCUUUGUGUCUUCUUAUCAACCCAUGUUCCUGACACAUGAACCCUUGGUAGAUACCCACCUACGGCACCUGAAGGCUCCGUCGCAGUGUAGCCCAGCUCAGUCUUCAGAUUGAACAGGAAGGGAUCGAUAACCACAUCAUUUUCAUCAGGAUGGAUUUUUUAACUUAAACUAAAACUUAAGACUAUAUGGAAGAAGGCAGCGACUCAAGUGAAGAAGAUAGUAAAUUAACACAUUUUGUCGCGGAGGUUCCCAUGGUGACAGCUUUCCUGGGAAAAACUCAGCUGCUUUAUUUUUAGUAAUAAAUUUUUCUUGACA
Messenger RNA from Balaenoptera ricei (Rice's whale), 1706 nucleotides. RefSeq names its product transforming growth factor beta regulator 1 (gene FYRD1). NCBI's taxonomy places the organism in Eukaryota, Metazoa, Chordata, Mammalia, Artiodactyla, Balaenopteridae. The transcript is spliced from 9 exons. Gene Ontology annotation, biological process: regulation of cell cycle. Gene Ontology annotation, cellular component: nucleus. The coding region runs from base 265 to 1503 and encodes 412 amino acids. The record is from RefSeq and is a predicted model, not a curated record.